This is a messenger RNA of Trichomonas vaginalis G3, 492 nucleotides long. RefSeq lists its product as uncharacterized. The transcript has a single exon. The record is from RefSeq and is a predicted model, not a curated record. The coding region runs from base 1 to 492 and encodes 163 amino acids. Gene Ontology annotation, molecular function: nucleic acid binding; zinc ion binding. Lineage: Eukaryota; Parabasalia; Trichomonadida; Trichomonadidae.
AUGAAUACAAAAAAAUCAAAGUGGGGAGUUAAAAUUACAGAAGAAGAGGAGCCAAAACCCCAAAAUCCAGUAAAUAAAUCACUAAUAUGCAUGAGAUGUGGUAUGAUUGGUCACGCAACUAUAGAUUGUCACCAAAUUUUACCUUCAGUUGAAGAUUUAAGAGCAGAAAUGAAUUUAAGAAUGCAAAAUGCAGUUAAAAAUGCACCAAAAGAAUGGAAAGAAGAUGAAUUUGGACUUUAUUUACCUGCCGAGCCCCGAAUUGUAGAAAUUAAAGAAACAUGGAAGGAUGGAAAAUUCUGUUUUAACUGUGCUGCAUUCGGUCAUGAUGUUGAUAAUUGUCCAAAUCCACCAUUUAAAACAGUUUAUGACUUAUUUCAACCUUAUCUUAAAGAUACGUCACCUAAAGGUGUUUCAGAAAAGCAAAAGAUUAUCGAUGCGAUACAUAAAUUUAAUAAAAAUACCCAAUCUGAAAAUAUGAAUUUAUCAGAGUAG